AUGUCCUUCUUCUCGUCGACGACGUCGAGCGGCCUGACGGCCACCGCCGCAAAGGAUGUUGAGCUUGGCGAACCACCAAACGAUUCGAUCUCUUCUCUUGCUUUCAGCAACCAAGCGGACUUCCUUGCAGUAGGAUCAUGGGAGAAUAGUGUACGAAUAUACGAGAUUGGCCCAGGUGGGAAGAGUCAAGGCAAGGCCAUGUACCAACACGAGGGCCCCGUGCUCAGUGUCUGUUGGAGUCAGGAUGGGACCAAAAUUCUUUCAGGCGGUGCAGAUAAUGCGGCUCGGAUGUUUGAUGUCACGACGGGAGCUACAACUCAAGUCGCGCAACACGACGCGCCAAUUAAAGCAGUUAGAUGGGUUGACGCUCAGGGCGGGAUUCUGGCAACAGGCAGCUGGGACAAGACAAUCAAGUAUUGGGAUCUCCGUGCGAGUCAGCCGGUCGCCAGCGUACAGCUACCUGAGCGCUGCUAUAGCAUGGACGUUGUUUAUCCCUUGAUGGUUGUUGGGACGGCUGAGCGCCACAUUCAGAUUUACAAUCUGACAAACCCCACCACCGUUUUCAAGACGAUGCAAUCACCUCUCAAAUUACAAACACGAGUUGUGUCAUGCUUCAAAGCUUCCACGACGGGCCAAGGCUUUGCUGUUGGUAGUGUCGAAGGCCGUGCAGCUUUCCAAUAUAUCGAAGACAAAGAUUCUGCGAACAACUUUUCCUUCCGUUGCCACCGAGUGAAUGCAACGGCGCCGUCCAAGGACGUUACAAUAUAUGCAGUCAAUGACAUUUCCUUCCAUCCUGUCCAUGGGACUUUCAGCACCUGCGGCGGUGAUGGAUCCAUUGGCUACUGGGAUAAAGAUGCACGCGUUCGGCUGAAAACCUUCGAUGCAGCUCCAGGACCCAUCUCGUCAAGUGCCUUCAAUCGGGAUGGUUCCAUUUUCGCGUAUGCGGUUUCGUACGACUGGAGCAAGGGCCAUGCAGGAAUGACCACUGGACACGUCAACAAGGUUAUGAUCCAUUACACCAAGGAGGACGAGGUAAAAAAGAAACCUGCUCGACGGUGA
Mycena indigotica is the source of this 1059-nucleotide messenger RNA. Its product is annotated as Poly(A)+ RNA export protein. The record is from RefSeq and is a predicted model, not a curated record. The transcript is spliced from 13 exons. The coding region runs from base 1 to 1059 and encodes 352 amino acids. Gene Ontology annotation, cellular component: nuclear pore. Lineage: Eukaryota; Fungi; Basidiomycota; Agaricomycetes; Agaricales; Mycenaceae. Gene Ontology annotation, biological process: RNA export from nucleus; transcription-dependent tethering of RNA polymerase II gene DNA at nuclear periphery. Gene Ontology annotation, molecular function: ubiquitin binding; RNA binding.